UCGUGGAACACAUCUUGCGUCUCUAACCAAAAAAAGAAGUAGCCCCUGGCUCUCGCAUUCUCUGUGCGUGGAAAACGAAGCUAGCCGUAGCGAGCAAAUUGUACAGCAAGUCUAAUCGAAACCGGUGCUAAAAGGAUGUGGAACCAGUGAGCGAUUCCGGCGAUCCGGAAUAUUCAACGGUGCGUCGCAGUACAGCGCGGAAAACACUUGCCCAAAUUCCGGCCCCACCGAAGCAAACUUAGCAGCGCCUCUGUGUGCGAAUGAAAUACAGCAGCAGCAGUAGCAGCAGUAGGCACAUCAGCAUCAGCAAUAUCGAAAAGCGGCCAGCAGUGUAUGUGUGUGUGUGCGCGUGUGUGUGAGGAAACCCCAGAAGGAAAAUCCCUGUCGUGGUGGUCGCGCUGGUCGUGCAGAAGCCAACGAACUACUACUACACAGCGGGAAAGCGUGGCGCGGAAUUGAAGACAUAAAAUCCGUUAAAGCAAAGCAACAAACGCACGAAUCGGACUGCCAAAACGGUUAUAGGGAGAUCUGCAAAGCCCGGGUGUAAGAAGAAGAAGAAGAAGAAGGAAGGGAAGCAAUGUAUUUUUGCUGAAUGCUCUGCGCCGACGAGCUGUGCCUACGACGACGAAUUAACGAGUUUGCCAUUUUACCGUCAGGCUUCGCUUGUCGCUGGGAGAGCGCAUCGGGAGCAGCAGACGACACAGCAUCAAAAUUGCAACCGCCACGACGCGAACCGAUGGCGGUGUGCUGCUGCCUGUACGCGGUGUUUUCAGCGUACAUCAAAACAGCGCGCUCGAGAGCGAGAGACGAAACAGAAUGCAAACGCUCGUGGUAGUAGCAGUGUGAUAUCGGCGAGAGCCACCGGAGAGAGCAAACAUGGGAGAAACCACUAGCAAAUAGACCCAGUACCCAGUACACGAAACCGAAAAUGCAGCAGGCAGGCGGCAGCGGAGGCAGCACAGCAUCGCCGAAAGACCAAAUGCGAUCUUGUGCUGUGUGACGAUCCCAUCUACCGCCAUUGCCGUCGUCUUCUUGCCACACACUAACCUAAUCGUUGAAUUAGUGCGCACGUUGGUUGGGACUGUGCUGCUGCUGAAUGGAGACCAUCCGGAUUCUGAGCACCAGUGCUAUGAACCGUUCUGACAUGGCCUUCUCGCUGCCAGUACCAUCGGACGAUAACGAAGGUCAUCUCGAUUAUUAUCGCAUUGGCGGUGAUCCACCUGCCGCAGGAACAGUAGACACCUCGGCAUUACCAGUGGUUUUAUUAGAGCAACAGAGAAAGGAUCAGCAUAGUUCCCACUCAUCGUGCACGUCUGUUGUAUUGAACGGUUCAUCAAACGUGGUGGAUACCUUGACCGUUGUUCUACCACCAGCAGCGUGGUCCUUUUCGUCCACCCCUACCGUCUACCAACGAUCGACGGUGUGCUAAAGAGAGAAUUCGUCGCGCCCCCCCUGUCUAUGAACAUUAGUAGUCGCCACUGCAACGCAGCAUAAACUACUCCAAAACUGGGCACCAAGGAGGCAAGCUAACAGCGACGACGAAGAAGAAAGAACAGUGAAAACGAAAAGCGAAUUUGUUUUUGUUUAAAAAGUGGCACUAGAAGGAGGAAAGCGCGAAAACCUCGAUUAACCGCGAACAGAGUGUUUGUGUGUGUUUAUGUGUGCUCGUUUGUGUGUGCGGUGUGAUUAAGUUUGUAUCUUGGGUUGGAUUCGCCACCCGCAGCAAAGGGCGAGCAAAACUCCCAAAGAAGGCGCAUCGCUCGUUGCGUUGUAGUAAAUGACCGCAGGAAGCGAAAGAUCAUCACGUACAGUAGUAGUAGCAGCAGCAGCAAUACAGCUCAAUCAUGUCUGCGUCGCGCGACAGUAUCAUGACAGCACCGUCUGGCCCGUCUGUGAACAGUAACAAAUUCAAUAUUUUAGGAUCCGGCAACAACACUAGCAGUAGUGGUGGCAGCAGCGCCCAAGGUGGUGGAGGAGUAGCAGCAGCAGAAGGCAAUGGUGGUGGAAACUAUAGUACUGCGGUGGCACAACACACGGGGGCUGCAGGAAACGUGCUAAUACUAGAUGGUGCCGCCAACAACCGGCUACGACACCCGAACCACUAUCCGCUGCUCGACUGCAAUGACACGGUAGUGGCGGCAGCGAGCGGUCUGCAACAGCUGUCCAAUGUGGCGGCACUCAAGCUGAGGGGCGAAUGUGCCGGAGGCCCCACGACAGUACAGUAUUCCAACAUGAUCUGCACGAGUUACGGUGCAACGAUGGCAUCCACAACGACGACGACGACGCUCAGCGGCAAUAGUAGCGGUAGCAGUAAUUUUAGCAAUAGUAUCGGCGCCGCCACCAGUACCAGUAACAGCAACAGUCUCAACAGCAAUAUCCACACCAGUAGUAAUAGUAGCAGCAGCAGUAGUAACAGCAGUAGCAGCAGCAACAACAGUGUCAACCUAUUGCCCGGCCAGAGCCCAACGUUGGCAACGGGCGGAGGAGGAGGCGAUGGGGCAGCAAAUCGCAUGCAGGUGGUAAACAAUGUGACGCUGGUCCCUAAGGGACAGCAGCCGCAACAGCAACAGAUGCAAUUGCAGAUGCCGCCAACUACGGCCACCUUCAACUACAUCGAUUCGAGCGGGAAAAACUUUAACGUAUUCACCUCCACCGGGGGCAAGUUUAGCACCAGCAAGCUGAUCAGUGUGCCGAUUGCAAAGAUGAAAAAUCUCAACAACCAUCCGCACCACCAGCUCGUCGGUGCACAGCAACAGCAGCAGCAACAGCAGCCGCAGCAUCUGCUGUCGUCUAGCUCCUCGUCCGUGUCGAUUACGCAGCAACAUUUGCCGACCAUGUCGAUUGCCGGCGGAAUCCUUACCAGUAGCAGCGGUGGCAACAGCAUUGGCUCAACGUCGGCCACAACGACGAUGGUGCAGAAGGUCACGGUGCCUCGAAACAUUCAGCUCGUUACAAGGAUGCCACCCAACAGCACCCACAGCGGUGUAUCCAGCUCGGCAGCUUUAAGCAACGGUGGUCGUCUCUUGCAGCAGCAACAGCAGCAGCAGCAGCAGAUUCAGUACAACAACGCCGUUGGUCAGAUUCAAGAUACUGGUGGUGGAUCACUAUCCACGACACCGGUCGAGCUGAAGAACGUAGUGACCACGCACGUGAAACCGGUUCCGGUCACAAGCAAGAGCAAAGUAAGCCAAAAUGCAUCACUGAAAUUGUUACAGCAGCAGCAACAGCAACAGCAGCCACAGUCCCAGCAACAGCAAAGGCUCUCAAAUGUAACGCUGAAACCGCUGGCCGUCAUGAAGCAGCAGCAGCAGCAGCAGACACCGACCGCGGUUAAUGUGAGCUUGAAAACGGUGCGAAGUAACUCAGCAUCACAAAAGGGCGCACUAGGCAGCAUCAACCAUGGCACUGCACCGAGCAACGUUUCAUCUUCGAUGUUCUACAUGAAGAGCGGUGGCGGCAGUGGCUCGUUGGACCUGCAGCAAACGGUCGGCACAAGCAAAGCGCCCAUUAUAAUGACCUCGGGGGCGGUCUUUCAUUCGGGUCUGCUCCCGGGCCAAGCACAGGUGAUGAUCCCUGUGUCGUCGUACGCGCAGACCAACAACAGCAGCAGCAGCAGUAGUAAUACGAUCAGCAGCAAUAGCAUCAGUGCCGGCACACCUACAUCGUUGGGCAGUAUCAAGCUGACGGCCCCGAUACACCACAUCCUCGGUGGUUCGAAACAGUCGAGCACCACCACUACCGUGAACGUGAUGAAAACGGGCAAAAAUCAAAUACUACAAAUUCAUCCCCAGCCAGCUCAGUCGCGAACGGCUUCACCUCAGCUGCAGCAGGGUACGUUCAUUGGUGGCAAUGUUGGCGGAACUGCAGUGCAGCAGCAGCAGCAGCAAGUGGUUGUACAGCAACAACAGCAACAACAUACGUCUGGUGGAGGAGGCGGUACGAUGAUGAUCAACGUACCAGCGUCCUCGCUCACAAGUAAAGCGCCGAGCGUAGGCCGGUUUACACCCUCCUCGAUUGGCAGUACCGCUAACUACAUCGUGAGCUCAGCUUCCUCCAUGGCAGUUUUCGCCAGUACCGCAACACUGACGACAACUUCAUCAACAAUCUCAGCAGCGACUGGCGGCGGCGGACAUAAAGGGUUAAGCAAUCUCUACACGGCUGCCGCCACGGUUGGAGCAUACGAUCAGCAGACGCUUGCCGAAACGGUCACAAAGUAUUCGGGGGGAAAGGGUGGCGCAAGCAGCAACAACUUCACGAACGCAUCAACCGGUGGUAGCACGGCGUCGGCGAAGUCGUCGGCCAAAAGCAUUGGAGGCGGACGAGGACGUCACAACAGUGGCAGCCAGUUUCAGCUGCACGCUCCACUAGCCUCGUCGCCGCCGGUCGUGUCUCAGCACUACGUGUCAAUGGAACAUUCGAUGGUACCACCAGCGGGAGUCGAACAGCAGCAUCCAACCUCGCAGCAAGUGCUGGUAAACCACACGGCCUCGCCGCCGUACCGGUAUGUCUACACCACUUCCUCGUCCGGAACGACGUCCAGCAGGACGCCGGUGUCGCAGCAAUCGGGACCAAGUCCUGCGGGCGAUGCGGACGUGAACUAUCUGAACGGUCAGUCCGACGAGACGGCGACGGCGAGAAUACUGCAGAGUUUGUCGCAGAAAUCGCACGACACCUCCACGGGCAGCAAUGCGAAACUGUACGCCCGGCAUCAUUCGUACGAGCCGUCGUCCUCCUCGUCAUCAUCGUCGGUGGCAGGAACGCCGAGCAGGCAUCGUUACGAUUCAUCCGGAUCGACGGACGGUCGCCGAAUGAGUGGCUCCGUGGAUGGUACGACGACGCUUUAUGCGGAUAAUAUUCCGCUAAAAGAGAGUAGCCCGGCCAGUGCGCUCGCUACCGCCCACUACUCGGCGCGAGACGACGACGAAGGCAACAGCAUUGAGGUGCGCCCUGGUCCGGUCGAUCCGUCGGCCGGUCUGUACUACAUCCUGCAAGCGAUCAUGCAGGACCACACCUACUGCGAACCGAUCACGACGACUGCCGCCGCCGACCAUCAUAUCACGGUUCCUUCGGGAGCGAACGCGUCAAUUCAGCAAACAAUUCAACCGAACCCUGCAGUGUCACAUUCUGUCCCCGGUGGUACCAUUUCCACCGGCGUGGACGUAAACAGCCUGGCGAUGAUCACGUCUUCCUCGUUGCCGUCCGGGCUGCACCCAACGAUGACGACGACGGUGAUGGCUGCCCCGGCGGCAGUGCCCGUCAGCAUGGGCGUCAGCGGAUCGCCCAUAGUAGUGCCGAUAGCACAGAUGAAUCUGGCCAAGCUGACGUCGGCUGCCGUUGCGAGCGAGCUGCUCGGAAGCUCGAAAGGAGCGGGCGGCGGCAUGUUCGAAUAUCUGUACCAGGCGAAGGGAGGCUUGACGACAGCCCGGCCGGGCGCUCACGACGACAAUGACGAUGCACAGUCGGUCAUCAGUACCGGGUCGCGGGCGGGCCAGGACAACGAUCUGGGCGAGGAAACGGAUACGGCACCGGAGGGCGAAGGCGAGGACGAUUCUGUCACGCGCUGCAUCUGCGAUUUGACGCAUGACGAUGGGUACAUGAUUUGCUGCGAUAAGUGCUCUGCCUGGCAACAUGUCGAUUGUAUGGGUAUCGAUCGCAUGAACAUACCGGACGAGUACAACUGCGAGCUGUGCCAGCCGCGUCCCGUCGACAAGGCGCGAGCCCGCCAGCUGCAGCUGCAAAAGCGCAAGGAGCAGAGUCUGUUCUUUGCAAACAACAAUGUGACGGUUCCGGGAGCAGCCGCGUCCGCAUCCACAACGACGGACAUCGGCGGUGUGUCGAGCACAAAUCAGCAUUUGCCACCAACGCCACCACUGAGUGGGAAAGGAGGCAACCAUCAUCAUCAUCAUCAUCAGCAGCAGCAGCAAUACGCCUCCCAUCAGCAGCAUCAGUACCAGUACGGCGAUGUUAUGUCCCAUCAUCAACUGCAGGGCCAUAUGCCACCGAGCAAUGGGGCGAUCGGAGCGACGAAUCACACGGCGCCGGCAACGCCCGCGAAAAGUGCGAAAAAGUCCAGAUCCGGCGGAAGCUCGCGCAAGAAGUCCGACAGCGUUUCAUCUUCUUCGUCGAUCGGGGGUGGAGCUCUGUUUGGAGCUCCGAACAGUGGUGCCAUGGCAGGUGCAAUGAACAGCAACACCCUUCCGAUCAGCUCGUCAGCAACGACACCGACGAUGGUUGUGAGUGGCAGUGAGGGUGUACCGUUCGGUGCUGGUGGUCUGAUUCCUGGCCCGGGAGGAGCAAUGAUGGAUGCGAUGGUUACAACGAUGGCGACCACGCUGCCGCUGGGCUCGUCGUCGAUCGCUGGCGGUAUGGCCGUGUCCACGAUGGCACCGUCCGGCACCACCCUGUACUGUGAUAGUAGCAAUAGUAGUGGCGGAGCGGCCAAGAAGCUAAGCAAAAAGGCAGAGGCCGCCCUGAACAGCCGCUUGAACGGUGGCAAGCGCGUAGUGGCCGGCAAGGAGCUACGCUCCGUUACGGCCGGUGCACCGACGGCGGCCGCCUCGCGACCCUCCAAGAAGAAGACGAAGAGCGCGGAGCAGAGCACGGAAAAGCUGAUGAACAUGAUACGCACGUGGAUCGACAGCUACGAGCGCGCGACGACGAACCACUACUCGCCCGAGCUGCGGGCUAGGCUGCAAGCGUUCGCGAAGCUGCAGGCACAGAACCCGCUGCUAACCGACAGCCGGCUGCUGACGGUGCCGAGCGGGGCGAAUCUCACCCCGCGCUGCACGACCGUACCGCACGCGGGGGGUAAAAUCCUGAUCGGCACGAGCGACAUCGAACCGCGGGCACCGAUCAUAGAGGUGAGGGGCAAGUACAUGCUUACCAACCAGCACAAGCAGCUGCAGUCGCUGUUUAACAUGGCGGCGAACGGCAAGCUCAGCCAGAACAAGAAUGCCGGCCCGUUCCUCUUCCUCUACCAGCUGCCGGCGGCCGGGUGCGGUGGAAUGGAGCUCUGCGUCGACACGCGCACGUACGGCAACGACGCCCGCUUCGUGCGGCGAUCCUGCCGGCCGAACGCGGAGCUGCUGCACAGCGUGGAGAAGGGAGUGGUGCAUCUGUACAUUGUAGCGACCACGAACAUCAAGUCCAACACGGAGAUUACCAUACGGCACGACGAGCAGCUGAUUCAUCGGAUGGGCGGCGUGGUCAUCCUCACGCACACCACCGUCACGAACGUGUGCGCCUGCGGCUUGAUAAAGGACUGUGCGUACUCGGCCCAGCUAAGCGAAUCGACCGGUGUAUCGAUGGCGCCUGCUUCCGGCACGGCGGCUCCUGUGGGGGCUGCUGCUGGAGUGGCGCCAGGUGGCAAGAGCAGCGGCAAGAGCGGAACCAAGCGCUCCCUCGCGGACGGUGGGCUGGACGGGAAGGGAAAAUCGAAAAAGGCUCGCAACAACAGCUUCAGCCGUUCGGCUGACGGGCGCAAUCGGUCGAUUUCUUCCAGCGGCGGCGAAAGCGACGCCAUGUUUGGCACACCGCAGGGUGCCGGCCAGUCCGGGUGUCUGAUGUCACCGCCGGCCUCCUCGCCCAUGCUGCAACCGAUGCUACAGCAGCAGCACAUCAUGACGCCGCAAGAACUUCAGCAGCAGCAGCCGCCACACUCGCAACCGAUGAUGCUCGGUCCACCGAUCCAACCCCCGAUAAUGGCGGGAAUGGGUGGCCCCCCGUAUCUGUAUUGCCCGCCGCCAGUAGCUUCUCCGCAUCAUCCGUCUAUGGGCGGGCCGCCGGGCACAAUGCCUCCCUCCUCGCCGUAUCAUCCUUACGACGUCAAUCUUCCGCUAAGGUCACCGCCGCCACCACACGUAGCGCAAGCGCAAUCUCCCCAGCACCAGCAGACCCCUCCUCCUCCUCCACUACCCGGUGCGUCCAGUUCGCCCGUCAUGCCAUUGAAUGCCGGUGUGCCACAGCCGCUUACUCUUCCUCUCCAUCAUCAGUCGCCAGUUAAGAAGCAACUGCCGCAUCAGCAGCAGCAACAGCAGCUACAGCAACACUUUCAAGAGCAUCAACCCGAAGCGGCCGCAGCGCUGUUAGCGAUGGCGUCCGGCGGUGGCUGUAUUGGAUCCCGCCCCGGAACGGCCGCACUAGAUGCGGCCCUGCUCGAGCACGGUACGCGCAUGGAGCUGAUCCAGCAACAGCAGCAGCUGCACCGGCUGGAGAUACUGGAGGAUGUUAUGAAGAUACAGAUCAAACCUUCCCCGCCUGCCUCACCGUUAAAACCCACAACGAGCCACAGAAGCUCACCCGUUUCGCUGUUGCUUUCGCCGACCAAGCCAGUAAUGCAGCAGCAGCAGCAACAGCAGCAGCAGCAGCAGCAAUCGCCAACGGUGGUACAGACGAAGGAAAUCAUUGGAACAGUUCUGUUCCCGCCUCAGCAGCCCUGUCCGCAGAUAAAGCAGGAACCGGAAGUCGUUACCGUCGACGUCAAUGAAGUCGACUCGGUGAAGCGAGAGCCGGGCGAGAUGAAAGAUGUGCAGAUCCAUCCCAGUGGCGUGGUUGUUGCACCGUUCGCACCGGUUUGCGUCGUGAAGGAGGAGUACAGCAGCAAGCACGAGGUAAAGCUUGAACCCGCGGCACCAUCGCAAAUGAGCACCGUGGGCGAGGAGCACGCCAUGCCAGGCACGACGGUGGUAACGACGGUGGAAAGUGGGAAUGUAACCAUCAAAACGGAACCGUCUCCGCUAAUGCUACCCGGCGAAAGGAAGCAGGAGCAACCAAAUUCCACCCUGCCGGUCACCGUCACCGAACAGCAGCAGCAACCGAUGGCGACGGGCACCGCCGGAUCUUUGACCUCAUCCCCAGUGAAACGCUCCAGUUCGCCAAACAAUCAUCACCACCCUCAUCAGCACCAUGGUGCGGUAAACCAUCAUUCGGCCAGCAAAAACAAAAAGAGCAGCAGUGGUGGUGGCGAUCAGCCACAUUCCCGGUCGGAGAAAAAACAGGCGACGGAAAAGCCGAGCCGAAAGCUAACGCGCGAAGAGCGCAAAAUGGAAGCGAUCGUGAAGGCGUUCGCGAAGAUGGAACAGUCCCAGCAGCGCAAGCAGGAGCUGAAGGAGCAGCGGAAGGACGGUGUGACGGUUCCGGGCAGCAAACGGCGCAGCAUCUCCACCUCGAACGCCGCCAUGGGUGGCAAUCUUUCGGACGAUGGUACGGCCGACAGCAGCGGUGCGGCAGGAGGCGUCUGCUCGUCGUCCAGCGGUGGUCAGCUGUCGGCCAACACGUCCUGCGACGGUACGAAUGUGGAUCACUCGUUCGGCAGCUCGCCGAACGCUCGCUCCUUCUCCAGUGGUGGCAGUUGCAGCGGAAGUAGUAGCAGCGGUGGCGGCAAGCGAAAAAUCCGGUCGUCGUCGAAGACGCGCUCGUCGAAGAAAAAGAAGAGCAAAGCGGUCAGUCAGCAUUUCGCAUCGUCCACUCAGCAGCGGCGCAAGAAGCUGGCCGCAGCAGCAGCUCGCUCGAGAUCGAAAUCGAAAAGCAAUAAUCGGAUGCAGCAGCAGCAGCAGCAACAACACGACCAGCAGGAUCAGUACCAGUCGCAAUCAGCAGCGGGAGGUACGGAGGGCGAAUCGUACGCUGGCGGUCAUUACGACAAAGCAGCCGAGCUGCUGCUGACCUUCUCACAGUCGGCAACUAGCAGCAGCGGAGCGGCACAGCUGAUGGGAGUGACCUCGGCAAACGUCGUCGGUGAACCGGCGGGUGGUAUGGCCGGAGGGCCACCGUCGGUUGGAGCGGGAAGCUUGCCGAUGCUCAGUUCCGCCUGCAUGCUGAUUGAGGCAGCGGUUGGACCGCUCGAGAACGCAUCCGCGUUGCUGAUGGGCGGACGACCGUUGAAUCUGCCCAGCUCGGUGCUCGUAUCGUCUUCCACGCCCUCGCCGCCUGUGAUUGCCCAAACGCUCGAAUCACCGCUGCCCGCGGAGCAGCAGGAUUUCAAGUACCCGGCCAAGGCAAAAACGAAGAAAAGUAUGAGCCGCGAGUGGUUGAGCGGACAUGCGCAGGAGCAGGGCGACUCCGGUUACGCGACAACACCCACGGAGGAUCGGGGAAACAGCGCGGUGGACGCAGUGUCCUCCUUGCCCCACCUUCGACAGCCCCUGCAGCUGAAGACCAACUUUGACGAUCCGUCCGGCACGGGAGAGGGUGGCAACAUCAUGAUAAAGAAGGUGGAAGAAUUCAUCAUGCAAAACUCGCCCCAGCCGGACGACAGUACGGUAAACGCCACUUCCUCCUCCUCCUCCUGUCCGGCGACUUCCUCCUCGGUGGCUGUUUCGUCAUCCACUCAGGCGAGUGCAACGAACAAAUGGCCAACGAGCGUGUCGUCGUCGAGCGGGGAAGUGAGUACGGUUAGCACCACGGACAAGAUGGAAAGUGCCGCCGUGAAGAAACGUUGGCUCCGGCAGGCAAUAUCGGAGGAAACCGACGAACAUCCGAGCGGUGGGCAUGGCGUUGGGCUGCAUUCAUCCUCCUCGUCCUCAUCUUCGCCACCACCGCCGAACGGGUUCACGACUCCGCUGAAAAAGCGGCGUGUGAUUCGAGAGAAUCCGAUUGCCGUCGUAUCGAGCGCACCAGCCGUGGUUUCGUCGGACGCGGCGCAGCAAAUGCCGCAACCAAUGUACGUCCAAUCGACUGCGCCCAUUACGUCGAGCUACGCGGACAGUAGCGGGUUGGUAGCGAGCGGAGGAAAUAGCGGACCUGCAAGCAGUGCAACCCGAUUUUGGGAUCAUUCCAUCUCGCCCGAGAAGCAAGCGAUGGACCUUUCCUCUCAUCGUGCCCCACCACCCACGAGCAGUGGCCCAGUGAAAAUGCUUACGCCUCUGCACUUUGCCGAUCCUGGUCCGAUGCCGACUGCAGGUGUGGCAACGCCACCGAUCCCAGUGCCGCCGCCACUGCCCCCGAUAGUAUCACCGUCUGCCACUGCGCAGGUGGUGCUAGCAGCGCCACAGCAGCAACCCUCGCCGACGAUCGCCGUCCAUCCGCAGCUACAUCUCGGUGGCAGUGUGGGUGUGGCCUCCUCUCCACACCAUCUUCACCAUCACCAUCCGUACCCGCUGUUACAGCAAAUCCAUCAUCAACCGCACCAUUCGAUUCCGCUAGCGAUGGCGGCGCAGAUGCAGUACGAGGUAACGGCGAGCAGCAGCAUAGUGACAGCAGACCCGCCGGCAGUUGCAACCGUGGAGACUGUUGAACAGCCGUUAGUGGAGACUGUCGAACAGGCAGCACCUGCACCAGCCAUUGCAGCCGAAAGUCCGCCAGUGGUAAGAGAGCAGGAAUAUACGGCUCCAACACCGGCGGCUACGCCUGUGUACGCGGAACCAGCUGCGGAAGUAAUCGAGGAACAGGUUGUAGAGCAGCAGGUGGUGGAUGUGGUUGAGCAGGAGGUGAUGGUGGAACAGGAAGUGAUGGUCGAGCAGGAGGAAGAGUUGAUGGAGCAGGAGGAAGUGAUGGAGCAGCAGGUGGAAGAAGUGAUCGAGCAACCGGAGGAAGAAGUGAUUGUGCAGCAGGAAGUGGUCGAGCAGGAGGAAGUGGUCGAGCAGGAGGAGGUGAUUGAGCAGGAGGAAGUGGUGGUCGAGCAAGAGGAGGAAGUGGUGGUCGAGCAGGAGGCAGUGGUGGAGCAGGAGAUCGUCGAAGAGCAGGAGCCGCAGGUCGAGCAGAAAAAGGAACCAAGUGCUGCUGUGGACGAGAUUGUUCAAGCUGCUGCUGAAGGACGUUCAAGGACGCCACAGUUGUGUGAUUCUGAGCUGGACACGUCCGAUCCAGCGAUCGAUAGCAAGGGCAGCACGCCUAGCAAAGGAAGCCAGAAAUACAUCGCCGACGAUGAUGAUGAAAUGGCCGCCCUGGUGGAAGAGAUCGUCCAGGAGUCGUUCGUGUCAAAGCGCAAGGAAGCAGAAACAGCGGCAGCAGCAGCGGUGGCGAAAUCUCUCGAGCUGCAGGUGGAAAAGAAAGCACCAAUUCCAAGUCCCACGCUGAAAUCGUCUGCAAAGGACGAAACAAUGAGUGUGGGUGAGGAUAAAACGAUAACGUCUGCUGCCAAGGACAGCUCUGCUGCAGCUGCUGUACGUGAAAAGUCGGCAGAGAAACGAUCCACCAGUAGAGAAUCACUCGGAAAGGUGGAGCAGCCGAAAGCCAACAGCCAAUCGGUGGAAAUUAGCUACUGCGAAGCGGAGGACGUUGUUGCGGAGGAAAAGCGUGACACAUCGGGCAUGGAGUCGUUGUCGUCGACGUUCGAUGAAAUUGUGGAAACAAUCGUCGAAGAGCGACUGGCGGCAAUGAACGACGAGUGCGAUGUCGCUGGCGAAGGAGAGCAUCCCGGCGACGAUACGGACGGCGGUGCCGAGGAAGAAUCGGUGCUGGUGUACGUCCAGGAGGAGGAGGAAGAGACCGGCUCGAAGGUGCAGCUCGAGGACGAAAACAGCGAGGACGCACUGAUGCGUGAGGUGGAGGAGGAGAUGAUGGAGAUGAUGUCGGAAACCAGCGCACUGCGCCAGGGGCUGCCCCGAACUUUGAACGAAGACGAGGAGGAGCGUGAUGUACGCUUCAUAGCGGAGGAAGAGGACGAUGCCGUUAAGCCGGAAGUGGUGGCGGCUAGCAAGGCCGCUCCUAAGGACGAAACGGCAUGCGCCGAGUGGACGGAGGCGACCCCGGUUGCCAGUUCGUCGCCGCAGAAAGUGGCAAACGGCACGAAGGAGACCUCGAAAGCAACUCCAGCGCGUGCCGCUGCACCGGAGGACAGCGAGCAGAGUGAACUGGCCGACCUGCAGAAGGUGAUCGCAUCCUUCCACUCCGAGAACAUCAUGAAUCUGAUCUCGCGCAACAAAAGCAAAUCGAAGAAGGGUGGCAGCAGCAGCGUCUCCCCGCCGGCACGAGCGCCGAGCGCAGACGGAGCGAGCGUGAAGAAGCAGGUGAAGCUGAACUUUGACCUGUGCGUCAAGGACGAUCCCGUCAAUGUGACGCUGCAGCGGUCUGCCUCGGAAGGAAUGGAAGCGACGGGUGAAUCCAUCGCCGUGAUUACGGGAGCAACUUCGCUGGCCACAGGCAUGGCAGCUGCUGGCGCUGCGAUGCCACCGAUGGUGCUGCCUCCUUCGUCCGUGUCUGUGCUGGCCGCAUCGACCGGGCUGGCGUCUGCCGCACUGCUCACCACGUCGACUGCAAGCGGCGGAAGCGUCAGCAGCAAUCUGCACACCAUCAAAACGAUCCCAACCGUCGUGAACAGCACCACCGUUGGUGGCAAUGUCGUCGUCCCAUCGGUCACCACGUUCGGCAGUGAACCGAUCCGCUCGUACUCUACGCUACGGCCGGAUCCGCCCAUGCCACCGGGACCCUUGGUAGCCGGUGGACAUCUCAGCACGCUCGGUGGGUACCAUCUCGGGCGUCUCGGGCCGUCCACCGGAGCGCCUCCGAGUGUGGGCAGCGCGGGCAGCGCUGCCGGCGGUAUCUAUCAGUACCGCUCGGAGGUAUCGAAUCUGCUGGAACGAACGGCCAUGCUGGCUCCGCUUCACCGACCGACAAGUUUCUCGACCCUUGGAUCGCUCACCUCGCCGCUGGUUGGCGGUGGCGGUGUAAAAUCGUCCCUCCUGCUCGGCUCGGGCACGGAAUCGUUGUCCACUCUCGGCAGCACGACAGCGCCGCCAUCGAUGGUAGGAGCCGCCGGCGUAACACCGGGAACAGGAACCACCCCUACCGGAGGAUCACCCGCCGUUGGAGCGUAUCCGAAGAUCUUCACCAAAACGGCCAGCUCGGAUCCGCGGCUCAACCCGGCACUGGUGGCAGCAACGACCGCAGCCGACGCAUCGUCCCCCGCCGGGGCAAGUGCCGCCAGUGCACCGAUCACCCCGAAACGCAAGCUCUCCAUUACCGAGUAUCGCAAGCGCAAGCAGCAAACUUCGACCGAAGGUAGCGCAACGUCCACGACGCCGGGAACGGCCACUUCGACCACUUCCACAGGCAUUGGCUCUACUAGCAGUAGCUCGAUACUAUCCUCGCUGGCCCCAGUGCCCUCAGCCGCCGCUCUAAUAGCGGCGUCGAAAGCGAGCAGGAGAGAGCAGCUGCUGCUAGCGGUCGAUCGUGCCGCCGCGUCGUCUGUGAGCAGCACCAUCAGCAGCAACGAUGUGAGCAGCUCGAUCAGCCGGGAGCUUAGCAUGGAGCUGGAUCUCGAUCUGCCGGAGGAGGCGAAAUCGGGCGACAGCUCCAACUCUUCGUCCUCUUCGUCGAGCGUCGGUGGUGGUGGUGGUGGUCGUGUUCGGGCGCCAGUUCCCGGCAUAAGCAACGGCACAGUGGGCAAGCUGAGCGGAAAGGACGCUGGCAGUGGCGGUAUUUCAACGGCCGUGGAUCAUGCAUCGUCGACGAACCAUCAUCAUCACAAUCACUACGAAGCACUUUCGUCCACCGACGAAAUAACGACCACAUUCAGUGCUACACCAACGUUGGCCGAGCUGCGCAGCGAGGGCGGCAUGUCGGCGGAGCGGCUGAAGUCGCUCAAAUACUUCCCAUAAAGUUCGUGUGAUCUGUCCAAGCGCGAGUCGGACUAAAAAAGAAGGAGUGAUGCAGCAGGAGAAAGAGCCGAAACACGCACACGCAGUGCUCUCGCAAAUGACAUGCGGGACAUGUCGAUAGGAACAGGGCGGCAAAGAGACCAAGACCACCCCAUCCCACACCCAACGCUUCGCAUAGUAAGGUAGUACCACCCACGGCACGACCACAUCAAUGCGUAAUUAGAAUUAAUAGCGCUAAGAACUCGCAUCGGUGUAAGAGGGGAUGCGGAAAGAAUUCUUACCUCGCACGGUAGGAACACUCAGGAAUAGCAAACAAGCAAUAAGGAGGAGGGAAAAGGAGUAUAGAGGGUGCUUUUUGGGGUUUUUCUCCGACGGUUUCGGGGCACUACGAAAUCAUCGUGAGAUGGUUUUUGUGACCUUUUCCGCGCUCCACUAAAAAAGCACACAUUGAUGGUGCAUUGAAUGUGAGCGACCCGAUCCGUCAGUUUUUGUUCAGUUCUUCUUUUUUUGGGAAUGAUUGCAAUGAUGAUGCACACACAUUGUGCUGUGCGCUCGAAUGUUCGCGCUAGAGUAAUGCAAAAAAAAAUGGUGUAAUGUUUUGGAAUGAUUUUAGAUUUCAAAGUGUUUGGUUUUAACUGUGAAGGAUGUAUCCAAUACAACUUCCGAUUGUUCCGAUUGUUGAUCAUCUUUCCGUAUGAUUAUACGCAUCCACACACAAACUUCUCCCUCCUCUCGAAGCAGGCCAAGAAAACAAGCAACAAGCGGAAAUCAAAAUAAGCUCGAACCGUAGUAACAGCUGCAGCAGCCCCGAGCUCCUUCGAAUAUCAAAAGCAGAAAGGGAAAGGCAAGAGUGAAAUUAUUCGAUAAAUUAAUAAUCAAACAAGCGCGAUGGGAGAGAGGACAGAAAGGGAGGGGGUGUAGUACAGAGAGGACAGAACACAAAGACCCCUCUCCCCAGAUACGCACAGCGCAAAGCCCGCAAUUUGCAUCGAAGUAGAGAUGUGGUUUGUGUGUCACACCUAGUACAAAGUACAAAGCCGAAGGUAGUAGAAGAAAGCGACACAGGGAAAUAUCGAGGCAGGUGAAAAUUAACAUAAUACAUACAUAUAUAUACACACACCCACACAUACAUACAUAUAUAUUUAUAAUUUUCAAAGUAAGCGGUAAAUACACAAACGUGUGUACAAGUGUAAUAAGGCAGAUGUAACAUAGCUUAAGCAAAAAGAUAGGCCAAUAAGGACAGGAAUGAAGGAGUUUUAAACAAGAUCUUUUUUGUAGUAUCUAUUAUUGGUUAUGACCUACAUUAUUAGUUACACACUCACACACACGGUACCGCACGCACACACACGCACACUCUCUCUCUCUGCGUCUUGUUUUGGGGAGAGUUUCGCAACCUUAGCCACCACUAAUCCCUAACCCAGUAGGCUACUAAUCACCUCUCCCGUGUGAUGAUAAUUGCUCUCCUUAGUGAAGGUAUAUUCGUGUGUGUGUGUGUGUGCGUGUGCAUGUGCGUGAUAUGAUGAGGCAGGCGAAAAAGGAGAUAAACAUAGGUUUAUAAGUUUGCUUCAUUUCAAUUGUAACACGAAUUAAUAGCGCAUCGGUAAGCCUUUUAAGUGGACUAAAUUCAUAUGAUCCGUCUCAAUGUUUCUUCUUUCGUCGUCCGAUUUUGGUAUUGUCUGCUGUCUGCCCGCCCCUCUUUUCGAUUCCAUUUCUAUUUCCUUCGAUCACUUAUCUUUCCUACUUAUUUUAACACUUUGUGACGAGCAUGAUGUUAGUCUCUCAUCAUGAGUCAACAGUUUGUUGUCACAAAGUGCGUCAUGUAUCGAAAGAUAGAACUUAUCAUUUCAAUACGUUUCAUUUCCUUCAUCGUUUACUUUAUUUGCCACACAACAACCGUAGUUGGUCUGCCUAAGCCACUUUGUGGGUUCCGUGAAUAGUUCCGUGGGCUCUCGAUAACAUGAUAGUCAGAAGAUCUCGAUAUGUACGAGACUGGAACCCUGACUAGCAUGCUAUUAUUGAAUCGUACGGACUGUAGUAAAACUUCAAACAACUAAUAUACAGCAAAAAAAAAAACGUCUCUGCUCUGGCAGUGGAAUCGGAACGACAGUGGGGCAGAACAACAACAACAACAGAAGAAACACGAGCCAGAGAGACAGAGAAUUACUUUGCCGUUUUUUUUUAAAUAUACAUGUUAGUAGUGGUAUAGUUUUUUAUCCUAUUUUAUGGUUGCUAGAGGCGGGCUCUGUUGGUUUUUUUUAUACGAUUUAAUUGCCAAUUUAACAAUAUCUGUUGAUUUCCUAAAAUUAUUCGCAUGUGUUUUUCUGUGUCAUAAACCUUUGCAUAAAUUGUACAGCUCUUUGCUUUUAGCGUGUAAUAUAUAAUAUAUUCCAACCUCUCCAAUGCGGGGCGGGAAGAGAGAGUACUCUAAUGUAAGACCAUUUCACCUGGGUCAUUUGUUUUUAUAAGGUCACGCAAAUCAUACAACACACGACGACAGCCACCACCACCCAGAAGGUACCCAGGUGUCAACUAUGCAUGCGUGUGUACGUUUUGUGAAUUAUAUUUUUGAUAAUAGUGUAUUAUAAAAGCGUAAAUUUAUUGUAUCGUGUACACACCACAUUCAUUAUUGACCCCGAAAGACGCCCUUUGCGCGCGUAUGUUGUGUGUGUAAUGUGAGCAUGUGAGUUGAAACGAAGCGAUUUGUGUACAUACAAUAUGUGCGAAGGAGGCCAUGCGUGCAUGUGCAUGGGUUCUUCCUUACCUAACCCCCUUUCCGGUAAAACUUGUUAAAAACAUUCUUACUACUUAAGUUAUAACGUUUAAAAACACCACAAAAAUACACGAAACUAACCGAAAAACGGCCCAUAGAAAAAGGUACCCAAUGAUGCGGCGGAUCAUCCCAGUUGAAUAAAAAAACGUCUCACUGCAUCCUGGGUUUUUGUGGUGGGGUUGUAAGAUGGGGGAAAACACGGGGCAUUCAGCUUAAGAGUAACUUAUUAAACACAGCGAAAACACUUACGUUUGCUGCUGAGUGUAACGUAUGUAUGUAGACGAGCAGGAAAGAAGAAAGGCGUAACUUUAUAAACUAACUAAUGUAAAAAGGGGAAAAGGGGAAACAAACAGCUCUAUACACAAAACAAAUAAGAAGUAAACACAAAGCAAAAACAAAA
Anopheles arabiensis is the source of this 17707-nucleotide messenger RNA. RefSeq names its product serine-rich adhesin for platelets (gene upSET). Lineage: Eukaryota; Metazoa; Arthropoda; Insecta; Diptera; Culicidae. Bases 1845 to 14537 code for a protein of 4230 amino acids. The record is from RefSeq and is a predicted model, not a curated record. The transcript is spliced from 7 exons. Gene Ontology annotation, molecular function: protein binding.